Trichophyton benhamiae CBS 112371 is the source of this 2523-nucleotide messenger RNA. RefSeq names its product DNA mismatch repair protein, putative. Gene Ontology annotation, cellular component: MutLalpha complex. Lineage: Eukaryota; Fungi; Ascomycota; Eurotiomycetes; Onygenales; Arthrodermataceae. The coding region runs from base 1 to 2523 and encodes 840 amino acids. Gene Ontology annotation, molecular function: mismatched DNA binding; ATP-dependent DNA damage sensor activity; ATP binding. The record is from RefSeq and is a predicted model, not a curated record. Gene Ontology annotation, biological process: mismatch repair. The transcript has 3 exons.
AUGGACGGCGACAGGAUGGACCUUGACUCGACGUCCCAGGGCCCGCGGGGCCUCAAGCGGCCGGCGCCAGACACAGACGCAGAAGCAGAGACGACAAACGCCAGCUCGUCCCUAGCUGGUGCUCCCGGCGCUUCUGUUGCUUCUGCUGCUGCUGCUGCUGCUGCGACGCCCAGGAAGAUCCAGGUGAGUCACGUGAUACAUUUCGAUUCGGGGGGGGGGAGAGGGAGAGCAGACCUUACUGACGGCCGGAAGGCGCUGGAUCCGGACGUUAUCAACAAGAUUGCGGCUGGGGAGAUCAUAGUGGCUCCUAUGCACGCAUUGAAGGAGCUGAUUGAGAACUCGGUGGACGCUGGCUCAACUUCCGUGGAGAUCCUGGUUAGGGAAGGGGGCCUGAAACUCCUCCAGAUCACCGAUAAUGGCCAUGGAAUCGACCACGAUGACCUUUCAAUUCUGUGUGAGAGAUUCACGACGUCAAAGCUCCAGGCCUUCGAAGACCUCUCCUCCAUCGCUACAUACGGGUUCCGUGGUGAGGCCCUGGCAAGCAUCAGCCAUGUUGCCCAUUUGACAGUGACAACGAAGACGGCCGGAUCAAGCUGUGCCUGGAGAGCUCAUUACAGUGAUGGAAAGCUUGUACCCGCAAAACCAGGACAGAAUGCCUCCCCCAAGCCCAUUGCCGGACGCAAAGGCACCCAGAUCACCGUAGAAGAUUUGUUCUAUAACGUUCCAACCAGGCGUCGUGCAUUCAGGUCGGCAAGUGAAGAGUAUGCAAAGAUCCUUGACAUCGUUGGCCGCUAUGCUGUACACUGCAGUGGAACUGCGUUUUCCUGCAAGAAGCACGGCGAAGCUGGCGUCAGCUUGUCAACUUCGAUAAACUCCUCGAUCCUCGACCGGAUAAGACAACUACACGGUGGUGCUGUGGCUAACGAGCUGGUCUCCCUCGAGGUGGAUGGCAAGCGGUGGGGGUGCCGUGCUUCAGCAUGGGUUACCAACGCCAACUACCAUGCUAAAAAGACCACUCUCCUUAUUUUCAUUAAUCACCGUGCUGUCGAGUCCACCGCCAUCAAACGAGCCGUGGAGCAAACUUAUUCGACUUUCCUUCCCAAGGGUGGACAUCCAUUUGUCUACCUUGAUCUUGAAAUUGAACCCCAACGCCUUGAUGUGAACGUCCAUCCCACAAAGCGAGAAGUCAACUUCCUAAAUGAAGAUGAAAUCAUCGAAUCCAUCUGCAGCGCCAUAAGGACCAAGCUUGCUGCGGUAGACUCAAGCCGUACGUUCAUGACACAAACGCUUCUCCCCGGAAUUCGCCCCCCAGAACCAGCUACGUUAGCGGGGGACGCUUCUUCAGGGGCAGAGGGUGAAAGAUUAGCUCUUCGAACGGUUGCUGGAACGAAACGGCCUUAUGAAAAUAAUCUUGUUCGGACAGAUGCGAAAUUGCGGAAGAUAACAUCCAUGCUUCCUCCUGCAGGCUCAGAGACGGUCCCUGGAGACAAGCCAAACGGCAACCAAGGCCUCGCUUAUCAAAAAGUUAACCGGGAACCGGUUAACAUUCGACUUACCUCCGUUAAAAACCUGCGUGCAGCUGUUCGUUCCUCCAUGCACAAUAAUCUCACCGAAAUAUUUUCUUCGAAUACCUACGUCGGCCUCGUGGACGAGCGACGCCGGGUUGCCGCAAUACAGUCCGGCGUCAAGUUAUACCUAGUGGAUUAUGGAAUGGUGUGCAAUGAGUUCUUCUACCAACUCGGACUUACAAACUUCGGAAACUUUGGAUCGAUCAAUCUCGAGUCAUCUCCGAAGCUUGUGGAUCUUCUUUCCCUAGCUGUUGAGGUGGAGCGUGACGAAUACUACCGCAACAAUCCACCAGAUGGAGAUGCGGCUUCAGUCGCGUCAGAUGCCAGCCGCAGCAUAGACGAAGGCAUUGUUGUCGAUUUUGCUUCUGUUGCAGCCACUGUGGCCAAGCAUUUAAUCGACCGAAGGGAAAUGCUAAAGGAAUAUUUCUCGCUUUCCAUAUCCGAGGAUGGAUGCUUAUUAUCGAUACCUCUGCUUUUGAAAGGAUACAUGCCAUCUCUUGUGAAACUGCCGCGGUUUCUUCUCCGUUUAGGCCCAUAUGUGGACUGGAGUGGCGAAGAAGCCUGUUUCCGCACGUUCUUGACGGAACUUGCAGCCUUUUAUACACCAGAGCAACUACCAACUCCAUAUUCAUCUAAUACCCCGCAAGGGGGAUGUGGGAGACAGCCUGGCCCUGGUGCUCGAGAAAGUAGCCCACACUCCAUAGUCUCUGACAUCUCAAGAGAAAAUGGCGUCUCUGCCACUGAAAGCCCACAGGCAGAUCAGUCCUCCAGUCAUGACGAAGAUGAAUCGGAAGAUGAAUCAGUUACUCGUCGACGAGAGCAGUUGUCAUGGAUGCUUGAACACACCCUGUUCCCCGCUAUACGCUCACGGUUAGUUGCUACUAACGACCUUGUUCGAGGUGUGAUCGAAGUAGCAGACCUGAAAGGACUUUAUCGAGUUUUUGAACGCUGCUAG